Messenger RNA from Saccostrea cuccullata (small rock oyster), 852 nucleotides. Its product is annotated as craniofacial development protein 2-like. The transcript has 2 exons. Bases 1 to 852 code for a protein of 283 amino acids. Lineage: Eukaryota; Metazoa; Mollusca; Bivalvia; Ostreida; Ostreidae. The record is from RefSeq and is a predicted model, not a curated record.
AUGUCAUUCAGAAGUUAUAAAAAUGACAUAACGAAAGGAAACCCCGACAGAAAACCACUGGUCCUCCAAGCUUGGGUUAGACAGGAGGCGGACUACCUCCUCCCGGGGAAAAAUGGGAAUUACAGAAACAAGGGACAUCAAAGAGCAAUUAACGAAGUCCGGGUAAAACGGGGACCGCCCAAUGGUGGCAGUAAGACGACAAGGGGUGGAAGCCUUAGGGAAGCCCAGCGUCCGACUAGAUCCCUUGUGACACCCAAACAGACAUUCACCAUCGGACGCUGGAAUGUGCGAACAAUAUAUCGAGGAGGAGCUUCAGCACAGAUUGCGAAAGAAAUGGAAGGAUACCAACUGGACAUUCUGGGAAUCAGUGAGUGCAGAUGGACGGAAGCUGGGAAGACGAGACUGGCCUCAGACCAGACCGUCAUAUACAGAGGGGAUAAAGAAUUAUAUGAGGGAGGAGUUGCCAUAAUGAUCAGCCAGCACGCAAUGAAAGCACUCAUAGAAUGGACACCCAUCAGCAAGAGAAUCAUGACAGCACGAUUCUAUUCAAGCAACAGGAUAGUGUCGUUGAUCCAAGCAUAUGCGCCAUAUAAUCAAAAGAUAGAAGGGGAGAAAGACCAAUUCUAUCAGGAGUUACAAGGUCUUUGGAUGGAUGUAAUAAGAACGACAUUAUUAUUAUUAUCAUUGGGGACCUCAACGCCAAGAAACAUUGUUCCCCUUAAAGACAAACACAAAGCAACAUGGGUGUCUGUUACUGGAACAGUGAAAACCCAGAAUGACUAUCUUCUCAUUAGUGGACAGUGGAGAUCUUCUGUUCUUGAGCUGAUGCCAACAGCGACCACUACCUGGUGA